GCAAGUUAUUGUUGAAGAUAUUGAGGGAAACAAUGACGAUCCACCUUCCCGAUCGAAGUCAAAGGGAAAACAAGUUGUAGAGGGGGAUCAACACAACACGAAACUCAUCUUCCCGCUUGCAAGGAUUGAUACACUCAAAACAAAUGCAGCAAAAUCAUCCGAAGAGAAAUGUGGUGAUAAAGUGGGCCAAAUACUCCCCGCCAAACGUACCGAGGGUUUCGACCCAAACGCUUAUAAGCUUUUAGCCAAGGUGGCUAUAACCCCAACGAGCCACAGAAGUUGGGAAAGCUUAUCCCAGAAGCCGGUGGUAAAGGCAAGGGCUGCAAGUAAUUGUAUCUCCGCGGAGGGAAGCGAGUAUGACCCAAACCUCACUCCUACCAAUGAUAAUGGGCAAGACAAAAAGAAGUCAGUCUUCGACCGAAUCGGUAAGGCGGACUCUCGACGCUCAGUCUUUGAUAGACUGGGGUCAAGUCCUAAAGCCCUAAAGAGAAAGUCAAUGCAUGAUCGACUUGGAGCUGUCCAAGUUAUUAAAGACAGUGCCAAUGUUCCUGCUGAAGUGGAACCUCCAAAAAGGCUCAGAAGCAUGAUUCCUUCUCGUAUGAGACGAGAAACAUAUAUUCAUGUUACAUGCAGUGAAGUAUUGAAAGUCCAACCGAAGACCAUUGUACACACUCGAGUACAUAAAGAGGAAAAUGAGGAAAGCGUAGGCUCAAGUGAUGACGUACCACCAACCACUCAGGGAGAGGUGGCAUCGUCGUUCCAUAUCACUUUAUGUGAUGAGACCCCGAUUGAGGGGGAAGAUGCAGAAGAUGCACCCCAUGAGUUAGAAAGAAGGGGUGCUACAUACCAAAGGGCUAUGCAGACAAUAUUCGAUGAUAUGCUCCAUAAAAUGGUCGAAUGCUACGUAGACGACUUGGUUGUGAAGUCGAAAUUUCGCACAAAUCACUUGGUGCAUUUAAGGCAAGUCUUCGACCGCCUACGAAAGUUUCAACUGAAAAUGAACCCCCUGAAAUGUGCUUUCGGGGUUGCUGCUGGAAAGUUCCUCGGGUUUACUGUUCGACACAGGGGCAUCGAGAUUGAACAAGGCAUCUCAUUCAUAUGGGAUGAGGCAUGCAAGAACGCAUUUGAGAAUAUCAAGUCAUACUUGAUGAAGCCGCCUGUGCUAACUGCUCCUGUUCAUGGCCGCCCGCUGAUCCUUUAUAUUUCCACCCAAGACAGUUCUGUGGGAGCCUUGCUUGCUCAGGAAAAUGACAAGGGGAAGGAGAAUGCUCUCUAUUAUCUCAGCAGAAUGAUGACCCCGAACGAGUUAAGGUACUCCCCAAUUGAAAAGCUAUGUUUGGCACUUGUGUUCUCUAUCAAAAAACUCAAGCACUACUUUGAGGCUCAUACAAUCCGGCUUGUUUCCAAAGCGAACCCGGUGAAAUAUGUUAUGGCGAAGUCUGUCAAGGGGCAAGCCUUGGCCGAUUUCCUGGCAGACCACCCAAUACCUGCUGAACGGGAGUUGUCUGACGAUUUGCCUGAUGAAGAUGUGCUUGUCAUUGAAGUCCUACCCCCAUGGAAAAUGUACUUUGACGGAGCUUCGCAUAGAGAAGGGGCAGGUGCUGGAGUUGUCUUCGUCACUCCAGAAGGCGAGGUGUUGCCAUAUUCAUUCACCUUGACCGAGCAAUGUUCAAACAACAUUGCUGAGUAUCAAGCAUUGAUACUUGGGCUCGAGAUAGCGGCUGACAUGAAGCAACUGAGAAUUAACAUUUAUGGAGAUUCAAAGUUGAUCAUAAACCAAGUGUUAGGUCUAUAUGAAGUGAAAAAGGCGGAGUUAGUCCCAUAUAACAACUAUGCAAAGAUACUCAUGCAAUGGUUAGGGGAUCCCGAAUACAAGUAUGUCAAAGGUGGGUGGUUCCACCAAUCUUUAAUGAAGACGGCUCAGUUGAUGAAACUGUUGAACUCCCUACUGCCUCAAUUUUAUGAUAUAGGCAAUGACGACUGGAGGCAACCGUUAAUUGACUACCUCACUGAUCAAAAGUUACCUGAAGAUCCCCGUAAAAGGGUGGAUAUAAAGCGCCGAACUCCUCGCUUCAUCUACUAUAAAGAAACAUUGUAUCGUCGUUCCUUUGAUGGAAUAUUUCUCCGAUGUCUAGGGGAAGAGGAAGCUUUACAAGCUAUGCAAGAAGCUCAUUCUGGGGUUUGCGGUGCACAUCAAUCCGGUCCCAAGUUGCAUUUCCACAUUAAGAGAAUGGGAUAUUAUUGGCCUACAAUGGUAAAGGAUUGCAUAGACUAUGCUCGAAGGUGCCAAGCUUGUCAAUAUCAUGCAAACUUUAUUCAUCAGCCACCAGAACCUCUACACCCAACAGUUGCAUCUUGGCCAUUUGAUGCUUGGGGACUUGAUGUGGUUGGCCCAAUUACGCCUAAGUCAUCUGCAUGGCAUGCCUACAUAUUAGCUGCCACCGAUUACUUCUCAAAGUGGGCGGAACCCGUGGCAUUGAAGGAGAAAAUGGUCUCAAAAUCGAAAAGAGACUGGCAUGACAGAAUGGAAGAAGCUUUGUGGGCGUAUAGAACCACAUACCGCACACCUACUCAAAGCACUCCAUACUCUUUGGUGUAUGGUGUAGAAGCGGUCUUGCCUCUAGAGCGCCAAAUACCUUCCUUGAGGUUGGCCAUACAGGAGGGUCUUACCGAUGAAGAAAAUGCUAAACUACGCUUGGCCGAGCUAGAAGCCUUGGAUGAGAAACGGCUGCAAGCGCAACAAAGCCUGGAGUGCUAUCAAGCUCGCAUGUCUAAAGCUUUUAACAAAAGGGUUAGGACCCGUUCCUUUCAAAUUGGGGACAAAGUCCUAGCUGUUCGCAGGCCCAUCAUUGUCACGAGAAAAACUGGCCACAAGUUCACUUCAAGGUGGGAUGGUCCCUACGUGAUUUUGGAAGUUUACACAGGCGGGGCUUAUAAGCUAAUUAGUGAAGAUGGUUUGAAGAUCGGUCCGAUUAAUGGAAGGUUCCUAAAGCUUUACCACCCUUAA
This is a messenger RNA of Ipomoea nil (Japanese morning glory), 3007 nucleotides long. RefSeq lists its product as uncharacterized. NCBI's taxonomy places the organism in Eukaryota, Viridiplantae, Streptophyta, Magnoliopsida, Solanales, Convolvulaceae. Gene Ontology annotation, molecular function: RNA-DNA hybrid ribonuclease activity; nucleic acid binding. The annotation marks the transcript as partial. The transcript is spliced from 7 exons. The record is from RefSeq and is a predicted model, not a curated record.